Messenger RNA from Erigeron canadensis, 2229 nucleotides. RefSeq lists its product as uncharacterized. The record is from RefSeq and is a predicted model, not a curated record. Lineage: Eukaryota; Viridiplantae; Streptophyta; Magnoliopsida; Asterales; Asteraceae. The transcript has 4 exons. The coding region runs from base 1 to 2229 and encodes 742 amino acids.
AUGAAACGUUCCCGUAUUGCUGUCUGUCCACUUUUGACAGACGUAGCUUCUUCCUCCAGCUCAUCAUCCUCAAACAAUACAUACAUUGACAAUGGCGAUUGUACUUAUGUUUGUGAAUAUUGUCACGCAAAGUUUUGGUUUGAUGAACGUGUCGUUAGCCUAUCAACACGUAACUCUGUUAGAUAUAACAAAUGUUGUAAAGGUGGCCGCGUUCGUCUCUUAUUCCCUAAUGACCCUCCUUCAGAGAUUAAAAAUCUUUUCGAACAAUCUGCAUUCCUGGAUAAUAUUCGUUUAUAUAACUCGAUAUUUUCAAUGACAUCGUUUGGGGCAACGAUAAACGAUUCUAUUAACGAUGGAUCUGCUCCAUAUGUUUUUAGAAUUGAGGGUCAAAUACAUCAUUGGCUUGGGACAAUAUGCCCACCUGUUGGCGAAACUCCACGCUUCCUUCAAAAGUACAUCUAUGAUACCGAUAACGAACUACGCAACAGACUUCCUUUUUUUUCCAGAUGCCGUGGUGAUAACGACGGCCAUAGCAUUGGUAAACGCAUCAUUCUACCAUCGACUUUCGUCGGUGGCCCACGAUACAUGUACAAACACUAUCAUGACGCACUUGCUAUAUGUAGAGCACAUGGAAAUCCACAAUACUUUAUCACUUUCACAUGUAAUGUAAAAUGGCCUGAAAUUACACGAUACAUAUCUCAAUACCCUUUUCUUAAGGCACAAGAUCGACCUGAAAUAGUCGCCCGAGUAUUUAAGAUGAAAGUAGAUUCUUUGGUUGACUUUCUAAAAGUAGAACAGCCGUUUGGUCCUGUUGUCGCAGAUCUAUACACAAUAGAGUUCCAGAAAAGGGGACUGCCUCAUUGUCAUUUGUUACUAUGGGUACAUGAAAAGCAUAGGAUAAGAGAUGCCGAAGAACUUGACAAUUACAUUAGUGCAGAAAUCCCGGAUCUAGCAGGUGACCCUCUUUUGCACAAGGUCGUUACUGAAUUAAUGAUGCAUGGCCCAUGUGGGAUUGUCAAACCACAUGCCCGUUGUAUGUCUACUGGUGUCUGCUCAAAAAAGUUCCCCAAACCUUAUCGUGAAACAACAAUUUUUGAUAAAAAAGGCUAUGUCCAUUACAAAAGACCACUCUCUGGUAGAUUUGUCAUAAAAAAUGACGUUCCACUCGACAACGCCUUUGUUGUUCCCUACAACAAAACGUUAGCAAGACGUUUUCAAGCGCAUAUUAAUGUUGAAUAUUGUGGAUGGAACAUGAUGAUCAAGUACCUGUUCAAGUACAUAUCAAAAGGCGUUGAUCGAAUUCGUUUUAGAAUUUCCAAGACUACAGAUUCAUCGCGUACUACACAACAAACUCCUACAGCAACAAUUGAUGAGAUCACUGAUUUUACCGAUGCACGAUUCAUUUGUCCUCACGAGGCAGCUUGGAGACUACUAAAUUUUGGAAUUCAUGCUCGGCAUCCUGCAGUACAAGUACUAGCAGUUCAUGAAGAAGAAAUGCAAAAGCUAUAUUUCAAAAACAAUGAGCACCUUGAUAGAUUGUUACGCAACCAGUUUUGUAAAAGAACAACUCUAACCGAGUGGUUGCAUAAUAACGCCGUUGAUCCUGCCGGAAGACAUCUAUGGAGUAACAAUAGAAGGACUAACUAUGAAGAACGCACAAUUGGCAGACUAGCUUAUGUGCACCCAGGGUCUGGCGAGCUAUUCUACCUGAGAUUGUUGCUUUUCCAUCAGAGAGGCUGUGAAUCAUUUGUAGACAUAAAAACGGUCUCAGGUCAAGAACAGCCUACAUAUCGUGCUGCUUGUGAAAAACUUGGUCUGCUGGGAGAUGAUAAAGAGUGGCAGUUUGCUUUUACAGAGGCCGCUGCCUGGGCUACACCCUCAGAACUAAGAUCACUGUUUACACAUAUGUUACUCUUCUGUGACGUAUCAAAUCCAAUAGAGUUCUGGGAAAGCCAAUGGCGUACAAUGGGAGACGACAUCCAACAAACAUAUCAACUGAUGAAUGAAGAUGAUAUUAGAGAUUAUGUUUUGUACAAGAUACAGCUGCUAUUUAAUUCAGGUGUCACAAAUACAUCGUUAUCGGAUUUUGGAUUACCAUUACCUCGACAAGAUCUUUUGUUGUGCCUAAGGAACCGUUUACUAUUGGAGGAGAAAAACUACGAUAGAGAACAACUUUCGGCCGACAAAAACUUCAUCCACAACAAAUACUUAUAUAUAAUGAAGUCCUAG